Mycena indigotica is the source of this 687-nucleotide messenger RNA. RefSeq names its product Nickel/cobalt efflux system. Gene Ontology annotation, molecular function: nickel cation transmembrane transporter activity. The record is from RefSeq and is a predicted model, not a curated record. Gene Ontology annotation, biological process: nickel cation transmembrane transport. The transcript has 5 exons. Bases 1 to 687 code for a protein of 228 amino acids. Lineage: Eukaryota; Fungi; Basidiomycota; Agaricomycetes; Agaricales; Mycenaceae. Gene Ontology annotation, cellular component: plasma membrane.
AUGUAUCCUGUUGGGGUUUUAUUCGGCCUAGGCUUCGAUACUGCUUCCUCUAUUGCCCUUCUUAGUGUUUCUGCACUUGCCCACAGACAGACCGAUGGAUCGUCUAUACCCUCUAGUCAAAUUUUAGUGCUUCCAGUACUCUUCACUGCUGGAAUGUCCUUGAUCGACUCGACGGAUUCAGUGAUUAUGCUAUACUCAUAUACCGAUUUUGCCGAGCGACGAUGGACCGUCUUUGAACGCUCUGCACAGCAACCUCCAGCAGAAAAGCCACCAACCGCCCAAGGCAUUGCAGCUGAGACCCAACUCAAAACUCUAGACCAAGAUACUUCACCACCAUACGGGGCCAGCCCUGGCGGCACUUCGGGUCUACUGAAAUUCAACGUUAUGUCAAAUCUCAGCAUUAUACUCACCCUCAUCAGUAUUCUUGUUGCCCUCAGCAUAUCGCUCAUCACUAUUAUGGGUCUGAUCGGUGAACAAUGCAAGCGCUGUCAAGAAGCUGCGAACGAUCCAAACGGGGGCGGACUAGCUGGGAGUUGGUGGAGAGGAUGGGCUCAGGCCAAUGAGCAGUCGGGAUGGAUUGGGAUAGCCAUCGUAGGAUCCUUUGUUUUGGUUGUUGCUGGGUGGUAUGGUUUUCGUCGAUUCGGAAAGCGCACAGUCCAGGCACAGCAUCCAAGUCCGAAUGCAUAA